Molecule: messenger RNA, 285 nt
Organism: Eurypyga helias (sunbittern)
Lineage: Eukaryota; Metazoa; Chordata; Aves; Eurypygiformes; Eurypygidae
Gene: RILPL2
Product: Rab interacting lysosomal protein-like 2
Exons: 3
Biological process (GO): cilium assembly
Cellular component (GO): ciliary basal body; cytoplasm
Molecular function (GO): protein dimerization activity
Source: RefSeq, a predicted model, not a curated record
CUCAGCCUCGGACCAGAUAAAAUGGUAAUAGACCUCACGGAUCCAAAUCGCCCCCGGUUCACAUUACAGGAGCUGCGAGAUGUAUUGCAAGAGCGUAACCAGCUGAAAGCUCAGCUUCUUGUGGUGCAAGAGGAGCUGCAGUGCUACAAGAGUGGUAUCAUCUCGCAAAGGGACCAAAUUGAAGAACUGGAGAAAGAGGCCAGCAGCAGCAGCCCUGGCCCCAGCAAGGACAGUCAAGAGAAGACAAUCAUCAAACGGCUGUUCUCUUUUAAACAUGGAAAAUGA